Aspergillus puulaauensis is the source of this 1659-nucleotide messenger RNA. RefSeq names its product putative MFS monosaccharide transporter. Lineage: Eukaryota; Fungi; Ascomycota; Eurotiomycetes; Eurotiales; Aspergillaceae. The coding region runs from base 1 to 1659 and encodes 552 amino acids. Gene Ontology annotation, molecular function: carbohydrate:proton symporter activity. Gene Ontology annotation, biological process: carbohydrate transport; transmembrane transport. Gene Ontology annotation, cellular component: membrane. The transcript has 6 exons. The record is from RefSeq and is a predicted model, not a curated record.
AUGAGUGACCAGAUAUCCUCGUGGAAUGUCGUCCACAAGUUCGAGAAGCGCAGUCUUCUCAUUGCCAUCAACUGCGUGGCCGGACUGUCAAUCCUGUUCUUUGGGUACGACCAGGGUAUGAUGGCUGGAGUGAACAACUCCAAGGACUAUAUCGACCUCAUGGGUUUUGGGUACACAGAAAUGAAAGACGGCCUGCCCUCUCCCGUCGUCACUGACAGCCUGCUCCAAGGCGGCAUCGUCAGUGUUUACUACCUAGGCACACUCUUCGGUGCUUUGCUUGGUGGCUGGACUGGAGACAAGGUCGGUAGAAUCAAAACAAUUGCGUCUGGUGCACUUUGGGCCAUGGUCGGAGCUGCUCUGCAAUGCUCGGCCCAGAACCACAGUUGGAUGAUCUGCGCGCGCUUCAUCAACGGAAUCGGAACAGGAAUUCUCAACGCUAUUGUGCCUGUGUGGGCAACCGAAACUGCGGAGCAUACUAGCCGUGGUCAGUUCAUUGCAAUUGAGUUCACCCUGAACAUCUUUGGUGUUGUUCUCGCAUACUGGCUUGAAUUUGGCUUAUCUUUCAUUGAUGGCGGCGAAUCUGCUUUCCGCUGGCGUUUCCCAAUCGCCUUUCAGAUCAUCUUCUUGAUUGUGCUGUUCGCAGCCGUUUGGUUUUUCCCGGAAUCCCCACGUUGGUUGGUCAAAGUUGGUCGCGAGCAGGAGUCGCGCUAUAUUUUGGGCAGACUGCGCGGCAGCAAUGACGAAGAUACUAUUCGAGCGGAGGCUGAGUUCCAGGAUAUCCUAAGCGUCGCUGAGACGGAGAAGUCCAUGGGCCAUAGCACCUCCUACCUAGCCAUGCUUUUUGGUUACAAGACUGGAAAGCUGCACCUCGGCCGCCGAGUUCAGCUUGUAGUCUGGUUACAAAUUAUGCAAGAGUGGGUUGGUAUUGCUGGUGUUACCGUUUACGCACCGACCAUUUUCAGUAUCGCCGGAUUUGACACAGUGAAAAGCCAGUGGAUCAGCGGAUUGAACAACGUUUUCUACAUGUUCGCUACCGUGGUCUGUGUAUUCACUCUGGACCGAAUUGGCCGUCGCUGGACAUUGUACUGGGGAGCAACAGGUCAGGGCAUCGCCAUGUUUCUGGCCGGAGGCUUCUCACGUCUUUCAAUCGACGCGCGUGAAGCAGGAAACGCAGCGCGGGCAGAAUCCUUCGGUGCUGCCGCAGCCUCUAUGGUCUUCAUUUUCACCGCAAUCUUCGGCGCUACCUGGCUCACAACUCCCUGGGUCUAUCCCGCAGAGAUCUACCCAUUAGCCGUACGUGCAAAGGGCAACGCCUUUGGUGUUGUAGGCUGGAGUAUCGGAAACGGCUGGCUGACCCUCCUCUGCCCCGUAAUGUUCGGCGCCAUCGGUGAAAAGACCCUGUACGUCUUCGCCGCUAGCAACGUGAUCGCCAUCCCAAUGGUCUGGGCAUUCUACCCAGAGAGCAACCAGCGAACACUAGAGGACAUGGAUCUGCUAUUCGCGGCUGACACGCCGUGGGUGUGGGAUGCAGAGAAGACAUUUGCCCGUCUGAAGGCCGAGAACCCGGGCUAUGUUGAGACUGCGGCGCGGAAAAACAGUAUUCUGGAUGAGGAGGCUGCUAAGUCGGUCACGCUGGAGCAACGUGAGAAUGCGGCCUAA